AUGCUGAGAGAGAGCUGCAGGGACCCCCAGAAAAAGCCACAGGUGACCCAAGACUCAGGACCCAGGAGCAUGAGGCUUACGGGACAAGGCACAGCUGGCCAGCCUCGAGCGACCCUGCUGCCUACCGCCAAUGGCAGUGGGCUGAGCCAGGAGUUUGAAGGCCAUUGGCCAGAGAUCCCAGGGAGGUCCCCAUGUGUGGCCGGUGUCAUCCCUGUCAUCUACUACAGCGUCCUGCUGGGCCUGGGGCUGCCUGUUAAUCUCCUGACCACAGCGGCCCUGGCCCGCCUUGCCGCCAGGACCAGGAAGCCCUCCUACUGCUACCUUCUGGCGCUCACAGCCUCGGAUAUCGUCACCCAGGUGGUCAUCGUGUUCGUGGGCUUCCUCCUGCAGGGCGCCGUGCUAGCCCGGGAGGUGCCCCGGGCCGUGGUGCGCACAGCGAACAUCCUGGAGUUUGCGGCCAACCACGCCUCAGUCUGGAUCGCUGUCCUGCUCACGGUCGACCGGUACAGUGCCCUGUGCCACCCCCUGCGCCAUCGGGCCACCUCAUCCCCUGGCCGGACUCGCCGGGCCAUUGCCGCUGUCCUUGGUGCUGCCCUGCUGACCGGCAUCCCCUUCUACUGGUGGCUGGAUGUGUGGAGGGACGCGGACCCUCCCAGCACAAUGGACAAGGUCCUCAAGUGGGCUCACUGCCUCAUCGUCUAUUUCAUCCCUUGUGGCGUUUUCCUGGUCGCCAACUCGGCCAUCAUCUGCCGGCUCCGGAGGAGGAGCCAGAGAGGGCUGCCGCCCCGGGUGGGCAAGAGCACAGCCAUCCUCCUGGGCGUCACCACGCUCUUCGCACUCCUUUGGGCACCCAGGAUCUUUGUCAUGCUCUACCACCUGUACGUGGCCCCCGUCUCCCGGGACUGGAGGGUCCACCUGGCCUUGGAUGUGGCCAACAUGGCGGCCAUGCUCAACACAGCGGUUAAUUUUGGCCUCUACUGCUUUGUCAGCAAGACUUUCCGGGCCACUGUCCGAGAGGUCAUCCAUGACACCCACUUGCCCUGUGGCCUGGGGUCACGAUCUGUGGGUAUGGUGGCAGAACCUGUGCUAAAGGCUCCAGGACUCCCCAGAGGGGCAGAAUUGUAG
Messenger RNA from Sus scrofa (pig), 1125 nucleotides. It is a transcript of the gene GPR142, whose product is annotated as G protein-coupled receptor 142. Gene Ontology annotation, biological process: G protein-coupled receptor signaling pathway. Gene Ontology annotation, molecular function: G protein-coupled receptor activity. NCBI's taxonomy places the organism in Eukaryota, Metazoa, Chordata, Mammalia, Artiodactyla, Suidae. Gene Ontology annotation, cellular component: plasma membrane. The record is from RefSeq and is a predicted model, not a curated record.